AGUUGAGAAAAAACUUUACCGAUGACGUGAAAGCUCAAAAAAGACCUCUAACAAUCCACAGACGAGCAGCAUCUAUGGAAUCAAUUCAGCAAGUAUUUGAUUUCUAUGACGAUGAAGAUACAAGCAACGAAGAUAACCAAUAUCAACAUCAAACAUCUGAAGGACACACGUUUGAAGUUAUUGAUAUUGUAGACCCAUCAAAAGCUUUUCCAGAAGUUCGUGAGUAUAGUAACGUGGCCAACUUGGGGACGCAAGAAAGACACUGUUUGUUGAUCCGAAAUAUUUCACCAUCAUUACCUCUGGAAAAUGAAGAUCACUCCCAUGAAUACGAGCGUGGGACAGAAAACGCAUCGAGACAUAAACUGCGAUCUCCAGAACUGGUAAGAUUAGCAACGAUGAGAGGCAGGCAAUGCAAUUCGCUAUUCGGACAGGCGGAGGAGGAGGAUGGUAGCAAGUGUUCAGUGUCCACUGGGGAGCAGUCGGGUCUGUUGAUGAGACACCGGUCGGAAUCUCUCCCGCCGUGCACCAGGACCGCCCUGAGUCGGUCAGGGUCCUGCAGCUGUCUUCUGGGAGCCGCAAAAUUCUCUGGACAACCUUCAGUUAUUCCCGGACUCGUGAACCUGCCUCAAAUACGCAACGAGGAACUGAUAUUGGGUGACCUCGUCUGGUUCGACCCCGGUGUGGGUCACGUCCUUCCUGGAGAGGUACUGGAGUACCAUCGGGCUGCUCAAGUCCUGACAGUGCAGGCAGUCAUUGGCGGUAAGCCUCAGGUGUUUACACUUACCAGUCUCAAUGGCGUUCGGCGGAGACAAGAUCUGGGACAAGCAGGUGUCGAAGACAUGAUUCAGCUCUCGGAUCUGAAUGAAGCGUCUCUGCUAUGGAAUCUGAAAAUUCGUUACGACAAGGAGCUCAUCUAUACAUACACUGGGAGUAUUCUUGUUGCCGUGAAUCCAUACAAGAUGUUUGACAUCUAUGGGCUGGAUAUGGUGAAGAAGUAUGAAGGUCAAAUUCUUGGAACUUUACCACCGCACCUUUUUGCUAUAGGAUCUUCAGCAUAUGGCCACAUGUCAAAGGAUGGUUCAUCACCUGAGAGUCAAGUAGUGGUGAUAUCUGGGGAGAGUGGCUCAGGGAAGACAGAGUCAACAAAGCUAGUCAUGCAAUACUUAGCAGCAGUAAACAAGUCACCUUCUAACCUAAUCACUGAACAGAUCCUUGAGGCAUCUCCUCUGCUGGAAAGUUUUGGCAAUGCUAAAACUGUUCGGAAUGACAACUCAUCUCGUUUUGGGAAAUACCUGGAGGUGCACUUCAAGGAUGGUGUUAUAAUUGGUGCCAAGAUCACAGAAUACCUUCUAGAAAAAUCACGUAUCGUCACUCAAGCUGCGGAUGAACGCAAUUAUCAUGUUUUCUAUGAGAUGCUACAAGGUCUUACGUCUGAGACUAAGGAAAAGUAUGGAUUGCUCUCAGCUGACAAAUAUUUCUACCUCAAUCAGGGUGGGAAUUGUGAAAUUGAUGGAAAGUUUGAUGGUGAAGACUUCCAGUCUCUGCUGUCUGCCAUGCAGGUUCUUGGCUUCACAUCUGAAGAACAGGAUACUAUCUUCAGGAUUCUUGCUUCAGUACUUCAUCUGGGAAAUGUAUACUUUCACCGCAAACAACUGAAGCAUGGGCAGGAGGGAGUGGAGAUUGGUUCAGAUGCUGAGAUCCGUUGGACUGCUCAUUUACUCCACCUUAGUCCAGAUGGAAUUAAGAGAGCUCUUACUACAAAAACAACAGAGGCUCGAAAUGAACGGGUUGUGACUCCACUUAGCAUUGACCAGGCUCUUGAUGCACGUGAUGCUUUUGCUAAGGCCUUAUAUAAUGCUUUGUUUUCGUGGCUUGUAUCUCGCAUUAACCAAAUAGUGUGCAAGGGAACAAAACAUACUGCAGCAAUUUCAAUAUUGGAUAUAUUUGGCUUUGAAGAUUUUAAGGAAAACAGCUUUGAACAACUUUGUAUAAAUUAUGCCAAUGAAAAUCUCCAAUUCUAUUUUAACAAACAUAUUUUCAAGUUGGAACAACAAGAAUAUACUAAGGAGAAGAUUGAAUGGCAGACAAUUAACUACACAGACAAUCUGCCUGUGAUCCAUCUGAUUGCCAAGAAGCCUGUUGGUAUUCUUCACCUCUUAGAUGAUGAAUCCAACUUCCCCAAAGCAACAGAUCUGUCAUUUCUCGAGAAGUGCCAUUACAACCAUGCAUUGGAUGAACUGUAUUCUAGACCUCGCAUGUCUAGCAUGGAGUUUGCUGUCAAGCAUUAUGCUGGACAGGUCUGGUACAGUGUUGAUGGCUUUCUUGACAAGAACAGAGACACUCUGAGACAAGAUGUGGUUGACUUGCUUAUCAGCAGUAAAAUUCUGAUGGUGAGUAAGAUGUUCCAACGUGUUCGAUCCAGUCAUGAGACAGCAAAAACAAUCAAUAAAGCCAAUGGACGGUUUGUGACAAUGAAGCCUCGCACCCCAACAGUUGCUGCUCGCUUCCAUGAUUCACUGCAACAGUUGCUGGAAUCGAUGUCCAAGUGCAAUCCAUGGUUUGUCCGUUGCAUCAAACCCAAUUCAGACAAAGCACCAAUGAAAUUUGAUAUGCCAAUAGUUCUAGAACAGCUACGUUACACUGGGAUGUUAGAGACAAUACGAAUUCGAAAGAUGGGUUAUCCUGUCCGAUUACGCUUCUCUCAGUUCGUGGAAAGGUUCCGUUACUUACUACCUCAACGAGUGGGUGGUCUCACAACAAGAGGAACUCCAUAUAGGGAACUCUGUCGUGUGAUCCUGUCUUCUUGCUGUCCUGAGGCUGAAACAAAUGGUGACUAUCAACUUGGCACUACAAAGGUCUUUCUCAGAGAAUGGUUGGAGCGGGAAUUAGAACGUGAACGUGCUAGAGUAGUAAGAGCUGCAGCUGUCACUUUGCAGAAGACAGUAAGGGGUUACCUGGCACGUCGGAGGUAUCGUGCCACGCGCAAGGCUGCACUCACACUGCAAGCUCACAUGAGAGGGUGGGCUGCCCGCAAGAGGUACCACACUGUGAGGACAGGUGUAGUGAGAGCUCAAGCUAACUUCAGAGCCAUGCGGCAGAGAAAGCGCUACUUAGAACUCAAGGAGGAACUGAAACGCCGGGCUGAAGUGGAGAAGCUGGCUCGAGAGCGGGCAAAGGCCAAGGCCCAAAGGGAAGAGCAAGAAAGAACUUCACGUGCAGUGGCUGGUGUCAACCAUCUUGAGAUACCGGCUGAGUUGGCUUUUAUCUUCAGCAAGCUAGAUGACUGGCAGCCCGUUCACUCAGAGCGUCAUCUGGUAAAAGUUGUUGGAGGUGUUGCAGGACGUUCUGAUUCUGAACAUUAUCAUCUUCCACAUGACAUUGACUCUCAUGCGUUUACAAAAUUCACAAAUAUAUAUUUUAAGUCACAUCUCUGGGCGAUGAAGCGUGAACCUAUUAAAACCCCUUUCCUCGCUAAGUCUAAGGAUAUGGACUAUCAGGACUCAUUAGCUCUGUUUAAACUCAUCCUACGCUUCAUGAAUGACAACAACUUGAGUGGGAAGAAAGAAAUUGCGCUUGGAGACUAUAUUGUCAAUAAGGGCAUUGUUAAUGAGAAACUGCGGGAUGAGAUUCUGUGUCAGCUGUGUAACCAGACUUGGAACAACGACAAUGAUGCUAACAACGAACGUGGCUGGCUACUAAUGGCCAACUGUCUUUCAGCAUUUCCCCCAUCAAAAACUCUCUACAAAUACCUUCUCAAGUAUGUGUCAGACCAUGGGUAUAAUGGGUACAAGGCUGUGUGCCAGCGUAAACUACUUCAGUCAUCCCGUAUUGAGUGGCAACUAGCACGUAACUACCCACCCUGCCUGUUGGAGUGGCGAUCAAAUCGUAAACGAGUCAACAUGGCACUGCAGAUAUACUUUGCUGAUGAUGAGAUGGUCAGCGUACCUGUAGAUUCAUGGACUGGUGCAGAGGAGCUUGCGGGUCGGGCUGUUCGAGAACGAGGCAUUGUAGAGAGCUCAGGCUGGACCCUUUGUCUUUCUACUGGCACUGACAAUGUAGAUAAUACUACAGAUGGUUUGCUCAAAGAAAUUAAUGGUCUGGACUAUGUUCUGGACCUGAUAGCAGAGAUGGAACUAGCACCAGCAUUCCCAGCAUGUAGAAGCAGUUUUCUCCAGUCAGGGGGACACAGUAGACCGGCGAGGCGUCACAGCAAUAAGGUGUCUUCCUCACCAACAGCAGGAGCAGAAGCAGAAAUAGAAUUAGAUAUACCUGCUCCAUCAUCUCCUCGUAGACCAGUGGUUCCACCACCAGAACCUCCUGUUGUUAAGCAGCCACAGGUAAGAAAAAUAUCUCAUGAAGUAGUGAAAGAUGUUAACCAAUGGGGUGAGAGCAGCAAAAUCCACAGGACAAGAUCACAGUCAAGGGAUCAUACAGUGGAGAAUGCUCUGUCUCGAAAGUCAGCUCUUAAUGAUAGAUACUUUGAAGAUAAGGGACGAAGUCGGAGUCUGGACAACCUUCUGGAGUCGGAAUUGCCAGCACCUCGGAAGUUGGACAGCCUGGGUCUGUCCCAUAGCAGACUGAAUGAGCGAUACCACUCAAUGGAGAAGGUUAAUGCCAGCCACAAUGAUGUUUCCAUGCUGCUGAAUGCAGUAAGCAACAAGGAGUAUAUGACAAAGGCUGAAGCUUUGCUGGAGGAGCAGCUCGAGUCAGUAUCUCAGAGAGGAGAGGACAGCCAUCGCAAGUACAGCAGGGGAGGUGAUCUGAAUUUAAAUGGUCGUAGCCCAUCAUCAGGUGUCCUGGACCAAUUGCCAUCUGAUCUACUUGGUGGUGGCAACAACCAUCGUGAUGAUCUUGAUUUUGAUUAUCCCGAUUUGGCUAGUCAGACUCGCAGUGAAGAUGAUAAAGGGAGCUACAUCAAGGGUCAUCCAAGGUUUAUUAAAUCUCAGUAUGCCGGUAAGAAGGCAGCACCGGGGAGUCAUUCUAGUCGAGCAUAUAUUGAGACUCGCAACUCAGAGAAGUCAGACUAUGGAGCUAAGUCAUCUGCCCUAUCAGAUACAAGUGAAGCUCCAUCUCUAGCAUCACAUGUUCGUAGGGUGCGUGUUCCCUCGCAGGCAUCAGAUGUAGACCAGUUUCUGGAUGACCUGUUCAUGCCCGUAUUGGAUGGUAAUUUGGAUGAGCUGUCUGAUGCCCGCUCACUGGCUGCAUCCAUUAAGGGUGGUGGGGAGUUGAGUAAGAAGCAGAGUGAACAGCAAAGAAUACGCAGACUGUCCAGUAGCAGCAGUUUGGUUGACGAUGAGGUGGCUACUCUCACAGGAUCAUCUGCCACAUCAACGCUCAGGUGGCCAAGUGGCAGGGAUCAGCGAGUGGAGAAUGUUGAUGACUACAUAACUGACCUAUUCAAACCAAUAUUCAUUAAUGCCAGCUUAGAGCGCCUCACCAAGGCUGCUACAUUGGCGGGAGCUAUCAAGGGUGGUGGUGGAAUGGAUUCCCACCAGACACCUCAAAGUCAGACAACAGCUGCAUUUGGCUUUACACCCAUAGCCAACAUGACAUCACCAACCCCAGUUAUGAUGUCAGGGAUGAUGUCCCCACCACCUAUGAUGAUGCCAACAAUCCCCCUCUACACCCCUGCAGCCCAGUCAUCUGGUAGCUUAACAUACAUGGGUCCUGCAGGGGGCAUGACUGGUGCUGCUCAAGCUAUGGCUGCCAUGCCACAAUUCUACUCAGCUCCGAUGUCUGCAGAUCAAGCUGGCUUUAUGCCAAUCCCAAUAUACAACAUGCAAGGUCUAAGUCUGCCAACAUUCCCGACACCAGGACAGCAGCAGGCAGGUUCUACAGGAGUGGAUCCAGCAGUUGCAGCAUAUCAGCAGAACUUGCAACGUGCAUUCUUGCAGUCAGCAAUGGCACAGAACAUUCAGAUCCAGCAACAGCUGCUUGCACAGAAUCAGGCUCUACAGCAGAUGCUUGUUCAGCCUCUGGCAACCCAGCAGCAGACCCCAGGUAUGCACGUGCUCAGCAUGUCAGGAGCUGCUCCUUCUUCUCUCUCCCACCAGAUGGCAGGGCUGAUGCAGCCCCCAACAUUCGAUACGCUAGGCAGGAACUCGAAGGUAUCUUUCCGAGAGCCAGAGAAUGGAGAACUGUGGUCAACGGAAAAACGAGUCGGUUCUAAUGUCACAAUGCCUGCCAUGUCAGCAAGCAUGCCACUUCAGCAACAGAUUCCUGCACCUCCCCUCCCUCCAAAGUCCCAUUUUAAUGCUGCUUCACCAUACCAGCAGCAAAGUCCAAGCUUCAUAAAACAAGAGACUACAGUCAAAGCACAGGUUCUUCGUUCCCAGUCACCCCCAAACCAGCUCCGUCUGUCUCCCACUCGGAAGCUCAGCCCUACCAAGAGUCCAGGUUCAGGCACCCCUCAGGCAGCCUUCACCAAUGUGCUGAGUGAACUCAAAUCCAGGAGGAGCUCCACAGAAUCUGGGUACUCUAACAAGAUAAAUUCUUCAGGAGCUGCACCUCCUCCUCCCCCUCCUAUGCCUCCGCCACCAGAACAUAUGGAUCCAUCAGAAACACGCCCCUUUCUGGAUCCUUAUGGCCGAGCAAAGACAGUAAGAAUUGGCAAGUGGCGAUGGCCUCCUCCAAAAUCUGAACAAGAUGAAAGUUCAGACAGCUUCCUGCAGUUCAAGAUGAGACAGCACCAGCGCAAAACAACACCACAGCAGCAGCUGCAUUCACAGGAAUUUGGUGAGCUGUCAGAAGGAAUUGAAUGGGAAGAAUUUGAAAUCAGUGGGUCUCCUGGUGGAGUCAGUCAUGAGCGAUCACCAGGUAGUGCUGGCAUUAGUAGGAAAGAUAGUCGGUCUGGCAAUGUGGGUCACCACAGAGUGCUGGAUGGAAAAGACAAGAAUGCAGUCAGAGCAUUUGAAGUUGGGGCAGCUCGACCGAGCCCAGGCAGUAUAGGCAAGCUUCACAUCAGUAGCGAAAUGCGAACAAAACUUGAAAUGGUCACUGCCAAUCAUAGUCUCAGGGCCAGCAAUAAACCGGAGAAGCCUGGUGUGAUUCCUUCAAAACGAGAUGACACAUCUCCAACUAGUCCUCAUAGGCCUGUAAAGAAACUUGAGGACAACAGAAGACUCAUGCUGGAGCAGCAGUUGGCUGGAAAUUGGGAUUCUGUGGACACUGUUGAAGCUGUAACGUCAACCCCACUGCGGGGAGUGAAUAAGGAAGAACGCUCUGAAGUGCAACAGACAAAUAUUGUCCGCAGCCAGGUAGAACGAAUGGAGAAAACAACACCAAGGUAUGAAGAAAAAUCAAAUUUGAUAAGUAACAGUACUGCUUGGGAUAAGACUGGUAUAUCCAGCAGCGGCUGGGACAAAGUUGGGAUGUCUGGGAGCCCGUGGGAUAAACCAGGCAUUUCUGGCAUUACGUGGGAUAAAUCAGGAAUUAUUGGUAGUGGAUGGGACAGACCAGGAUGGGAUAAAGCUCCCAUGUCACUUGGUAGUGGCUGGGGUGAGAAGGCUAACAACAACAACAACAGUAACUGGAGACCAGCACCACCCCCUCCCCCUGUCACUCCACACUUCAUAGAGACAGCUCUGCCAGCUGCCUCCAGGACCAGCAGCUUCUAUUCCCAAGGACCCAAUGCAGCGUUGCCACAACCAAGGUCACCUCCACCACCUAUCCAGCCUGUGAAGACAAAUCGGGAUUUAGCAAUGUACCAACACAACAAUAAGCAACAUCCCAACAACCAUGAUAUGUUUACCAAUGCGUAUAACAGUAGUCAAUAUCAUCAACUGUCUCAGCAUUCAAAUAAUGCCUACAGAGGGAGGGACAUGUUUGAACAGCCUGGAGGUGUAACAAGAAUAGACAGAGACCGCCGGUCCUCUGUCUCAACACAUCUGACUGAUAGAAUGGAGAGGAUUGAGAUCGAGGAAUCUCCAGAAUUUCUUCAGCCUGUGGACACAGCACCUCCUCUCAUUAUGGAGCGACGUGACCAUGGCAAGAACCUAGAACUGGUGAAGACAAAGCUGUUCGGGCCAAGUAGUGCAGCAUACUUCACAUACAAUAGAGUUACUUGGAGACUGAAUGUCAGGAAAGAGGUGUUUGCACCAGGAGAGACAUUGAGCAGUCCAUUAGCUCUCCAUCUGGUGUUCUGCCAAGUGGUACAGGACUGUCUUGGUCCAACCAAUUGCAUCAGAGUCACCAGAGAGCAACGUGCCAAAAUGAGAAAGCUGCUGGACAGCUAUGGUGUGACAGUAAACAAUCUCCAUUCAUCACACCAGAAAGUCACGAUCAAGAAGAACAUUGUUGACAUGGCAAAGGACUGGCCCAUAUACUUCUCCCGCAUUUUCCCAGUCUCAGGUGGGCAUCAACAUCCAGGCGUCCAGCAGCUGGCAGUUUCACAUUCUGGUGUUCGACUAGUGCGUCGAGAGAAAGGACCCUCAGAAGAUAACCUGCAGGUGCUAGAUACAUUCAGUUUUGAAGAAAUUGCUGAAACGUGCGUGCCAAAAGGAAGUGCAUUACAGCUAGUGCUAACAUCUGGUGUCCGCUUCUUACUGUAUUCACAUCGAGCUAACCAGAUCCAUACCAUGAUAGAGAAAUAUUGCCUUGACAACGAAAAGCUGCAGCAGAAGGCUGCUCCUCAUAUUCCAGAUGGGCUGGCUCCAUCAAAGAUAGCUCUUGACAGCUGGACUGGGCACAGCCGCACUGCAGGACACCAGCAAUCAGCAAUACUGCAAUCACACACAAACACCACACUCUCACAGCAACAGCAGCAGCAUCACCACCAACAACACCACCAGCAGAGAAAUAUCAUAACUUCAUCACCUCAACCACCAGAACCUCCAGGCCAUCACGAUGGGAAACAUUCUCUUCUCCAGUUUGCCAUGUUGCACUUCAGACAGAGCCCUGAAAAGUUUGAGAUGCUCAAGACAGCUGAUGGGUCAAUCUCUGGCUCCCUGAAGGUCAUUGAGAACCUCAAAGCAAGCAAAAAGAACAAAGGUAAAAAAGGAAACAAAGAGAAUGAUUGGACAUGGAAGGAACAGGUUGAUCUUGUUAAAUUCAGCUCAGUGCCAAUAGAACAGUCACUACUCCGCUUGGAACCAGGGGAACUAAGUGAACUGGCUGUGGAGUGUUUUGCUGCUGUAAUGCGUUACAUGGGGGACCUGUCAAUGGCUCCAGAUUCAACUGAAGUCAAGUGUGUCUACACAAUUCUUAUGCACUGCCAUAAACACGAAGCGCUUAGGGAUGAAGUAUAUUGCCAAUUGAUGAAACAGACAACUAACAACAAAUCCAUGAAACCAGACUCAUGCCAGCGAGGAUGGCGAUUGUUCAGCAUUGUUGCUGCCUACUUUGUCUGUUCUGAGACACUUAAGCCAUACUUGUUCAAGUACCUUGAGACAUCAGCGUACGACAAGCGACGGGCAUACCAUGGUACUGCAACAGUAUGCCUUCAGAAUCUUCGAAAAACGUUCAAGUAUGGAGGGAGGAAGAAUGUUCCCAGCGUAGAAGAGAUCACGGCCAUCAGUGCUGGCCGUAACUCCAAACGUCAAAUCUACAGGCUACCUGGUGGAACAGAGAGAGUUGUGAACACAAAAUCUACCACCGUUGUUCAGGAUGUUAUUGAGGAACUGUGUACUGUAAUUGGAGUGACAGGAGGAGAAAUGGAGAUGGAAGAAUUUUCACUAUACUGCAUAGUGGAGGGUGACACAUUCACCAUGCCAUUAGCUCGUGAAGAAUACAUCCUAGAUGUCACCACAGAACUACAUAAAAACCAACAGGUGUUUUACCUGAUAUUCUGUCGCUCUGUGUGGCACUUUCCUUUGCGACUAGACUCCCAGUUGUAUGUGGAAGUUGUGUUCAAUCAAAUAGCUCCAGACUACUUGGAAGGUCUGCUCCUCAUCAUGCCAGGAGAACAGCUUGACCAAGAUGUCAUUUAUGACAUUGCAAAGAUGGCAGCCUUGCUACACCGAGCAGCAGAUAUGACUCAUGUGCCAACAAUGAAGGAAACAAAGUUCCUGCUGCCAAAGCCUGCACUUACAGUGCGAGAUGUAAAGCCAGCACAGUGGGUGAACAUGGUGCAGAGCAAUUGGAGAGAUGUCGAGAUGCUGACCACAAUUCAGUCCAAGGCACAGGUUCUAGAUAUUUUGUCGAAGUGGCCUCUUUUUGGUUCAAGUUUCUUUGCUGUGAAACGAGUCUCUGAUCCAAAAGAACGUUCAGAUCACAUCCUGGCACUAAACAGGCAGGGUGUACAUUUCAUCGAUCUUGUCACCCAUGAGACAUUAAUUCAUUACCCAUUCUCAGAAGUGAUCUCCACCCGGAAAGUGAAAUCAGAAGAUGGGACGCUCUUCUUGGAUAUGAAAUGUGGUAACCUCAUGCAACAACGUAUCACUCGACUGCAAACAGACCAGGCUCAUGAGAUUUCCCGCCUGAUCAGGCAGUAUAUCACAAUGGAGCAGCGCCUUCAGCAAAGGUCAGCUGCAUGAUUUACUGGGCACCACAGUAAGUUGCGCACAGUUGAGAAGCAGUUGAUGGUAGUGCAAGUUAGUGAUAGUCAGGACACAGUUACUGUUUCAUGGACAUACUUGAUCGUUCUCAUAAGUACAUUUAAAGAAGUGGAUAUGGGAUAUUUUCUGUAAGUAUAGAAUAUUCACCUCUGUUUGUUGUUAUGCAUUGUUGUCAGAAUACAGUAUGUUAAUUAAUUAUGUUAACAAAUUGCAUACUGGCCUGUUAAAAUUUAAAUACUUCAAUUUACACUCAUUUUAUGUUACUCUACUUCAAAUGCUACACUGAAAAAAUAUGUUUUUCUAUUUUUUACAUAUUUAUGACAAUGCCACUCUUAUUGUGAUCUAUCAGAACAUUAUCUGGUAGUGUAUCUGUGAAUGAUAUUGCUCAACUUGAAUCAUUAUGCACUGUAACUUAACAAAAUUGGCCACUAUCACUGUCAUUAGUUUGGUGAAUUAUCAGGAAGUUCACUAUCUCAGAUAUCUGAAAGUAUGUCAACAUAGACUUCCCCAAUAACUCCUUCAUUCAUCCUUACAUUAGACCUUAUUCAUACUGCCAUGUUGACAUACAGUGAAUUAUAAUCUGUCAGAAGUGAAACACUAAUUUCUGAGCAGCCAAAGAUGAUAGGAGUCUACAUGUAGUCUGCAAGCCUUAUUAGAGGAACUUUGUGCUCUUCUGUCGAUAAGCUGAGGCUGAUCUCAGUGGGGCAUCAUGCACUGAAGUGACCGCAUGGUAACCAAACAACACCUAUAUAUGAGACAGAAGCUUUCCCUAACAAUAUUCCAUUUAGCAGUAGGUCAUUGUGCUCUUUGUGUAGUUAAGCAUCAUCUGUAUUACUGUAAUACAGUACAUUAUUACAGGGGUCGCCUUUAUAAAGUUAUGUGUAUUUUCUAUACUGCUUUGUAAAGUGAAAAGACAAUGGUCUGUAAUAUAUUGUAUUGUAGUGGUGUUAAUAAGAAUAGAUUUAGUUAAAAUAACAGAAUAUUCAGUCAUUCUUAAAUGUAGCACUAAUAAUUCACAUAGACCUUAAAAAAUUGCUGAUAGUUCACUAUCCACAGACCAACUGAUAUGGGCAUAGUGGAAGUGUUUCAGAUGCACAUAAGUUUGUUUUUAACCUUCAUUGUGUCAGAAUAGCAAAUUUAAAUUCUAGAUGCUGGCUAUCAGGUUUUAACUGCUAUAGUAGAGCCAGUCUUCACUUCUGAAAAUUCACCACUGAACCACCCACAUUUAUCAGUCAAUGAAUUCCAUUUCCUGUCAAAGUGGGAAUAAAAAGAAGAAAUGAAGCAAGAAAAGAGAAAAAGGGGGAGGGGGAAUCUUCCAUUGUCUCUUGUCCAAAACAUGGAGAUCCUGAAAUAUCCCCCCUCAUUUUCUCAGUACAACCUGGUUGCCAGAACAUUUUCCAUCUCCUCUUUUUGCUAAUCAUAUGGCCGCUGCCUGUUGGUUAGCAUCUUGUCCUUCUGUUAGUGCAAAACAUUGCCAAAGGCAAUGCCUAUAUAAGAACUGCCAAACCCCUUCCCAAAGUCAUUAAUCCUGAUGAUGGUAGCUGCAAGGAUUUCUGAAACACUGGAGAACUCUCAACGUUUGAUGUGGCCUAGUCUGAAAAGCUGAAGCCACAUAUAAAAUGUACUUUCUUUAUUACAUUAUUUCUUUAUACUUCAUUCUCUGUCUUGCAGACAUUGCUGUCUCAAAACUGAAUAUAGAUGGCAUGAUCCUGUGCCUGAAACUUGAUCCUUUCAGAUAUUUUCCAACCAGAAUUAAUCAUCUAUAUUGUUAUGUGACUAAGACGCAAGUUUGGAUUCAUGAAUCAGUUUAUUGGAUCUUCAGUAGUUGUAACUACAAUUAGUUCUUACACUCUCAAGAUUACUGUAACUGUAGCACAUUUAAUGUCACACACUAAGUCUUCUAAUUCUUCUUCUGGCCACAUUGCUGUUCUCUUGGAACUUUGGAACUCAAGUGAAAUCAAUUCCCAUUCUCAUAUUCUCUCAUAUCCUCUUGGCUUGGACCAUGCACAGAAAACACAGUUUUAUUGUUACAUGGCACAGUGAUAACUAUCUUGCCAGUCCAUUGGUGCAUUGACUGUUGCCUAGCAAAAGCUAUAAACAUUCAUCCUAUUCUUCCAUGACCUUAAGCAAGAAGAUGUUUAUCACACCAUUGCCUAGCUAUACAUAUUACAAUAUUAUCUAAUAUAUUUGGAUUGAAUUGAUUAUGAUUGCAUAAACCAUGUAUCAAGGCAAAUCAUUAUUCUGAACAGCCAGUCAGAAAUCCUGUAUCAUAUCAUAUUUGUUCUGUGGAUAGUGGAUGGUGUACUUAGCUGUGAGUGUAUGUAUAUCUUAAAAUGAGAGAGAGAGAGCAGAUUGAUGGAGUUGGCCUGCCAAUGGACAGGUUUUGAUAUUUUUCAAAUGCUCAAAAGUUAUUCACUUUAUAAACGAUUCAUCGGAAUAAGUAUAUAAUUUCUAUAUUAAAAUAGAAUAAUAAUUAUUAUAUAUGUCUGUAAAUAGUAUAUUUGGUUACUAAUCAAUUUAGAUUUGUUAGUAUGAAGUGAGAUGGAUUAUUAUCGAAUGUUUGCUGUAGGAAGAAAAGAUAGACACUUUAAAGUCACCGUGUGUGUGUGUUUAUGUAAUAAGCAUUAACAUAUUGCCAGUCUUUAUAUGUUGGUAUGUACAGGUAGCUAAUAAACUAGAUUACUGGAUGGUAAAGAUCCUUAGACAACGAUUAGACAGUUCUGUGCAUAAAUUGUACAACAUUUAUGACUUCCUACAGUAAUUAAAAUAUUGUUCUUCUACAGAUUUAUUCAUACAGUGUGUUUUAUAAAGACCUGACCAAUUUAAAUUAUUUAUAUUUCUAAUGUUACUUUAAAUGUAGUAUUAAAUCGUGUCAUAUAUUAUAAAGAGUUUUAGGGUUCCUGGCAAAGUAGUGAUUGUCCUUUCUGCUGUAGAUGGGCCCUGCAUCCACAAAUUAAACAAAAUAAAUACUUUAAAAUCAGUCAGGCCUUGAUGAAAUACCCUGUAGUAUAUUCACAUAGAAUAUAUCAGUUCAAAGUUUUAAAUUCAAGAUACAGUACAUGGAUGCUUAACUGUUCUGAAAUGUAAAGUUUCAAAUCCUGUACUGUAGUUAAAAAUAACAUCUGCAUACCGUGUUCCUUUCCCUACACAUUAUUUUCAUCAUUUUUUAAUGUGACUUAGUACCUUCAUAAACACAGGUGUUAUAUGGUUAGUUUUUACCUGUCCUUUCCAUGAACAAACCAAAGUUUUCAUCUGAUAUUCUUGUCACCCUCUUCAUCCCUGACAUCAGAAUAACUGGAACUUAAAUUCUUCACUUCCUUCAAACAUCCUCAUUUAUGUUCUCCUUUCACUUUUCAUUACUGCUUCGGACAUAACACACUGUAUUCUUGUUUAUUUUUAUACACGUAAAUAAAGUGUUAAAUGUGUUUUACUUGAUACAAUAAAACAUACAAUCAUGUAAAAAA
Cryptotermes secundus is the source of this 13957-nucleotide messenger RNA. RefSeq names its product unconventional myosin-XV (gene Myo10A). Gene Ontology annotation, cellular component: cytoskeleton; myosin complex. The record is from RefSeq and is a predicted model, not a curated record. The transcript has 57 exons. Gene Ontology annotation, molecular function: ATP binding; cytoskeletal motor activity; protein binding. Bases 75 to 10472 code for a protein of 3465 amino acids. NCBI's taxonomy places the organism in Eukaryota, Metazoa, Arthropoda, Insecta, Blattodea, Kalotermitidae.